Messenger RNA from Saccostrea cuccullata (small rock oyster), 1880 nucleotides. RefSeq names its product multiple epidermal growth factor-like domains protein 10. The coding region runs from base 113 to 1570 and encodes 485 amino acids. Gene Ontology annotation, molecular function: scavenger receptor activity. Lineage: Eukaryota; Metazoa; Mollusca; Bivalvia; Ostreida; Ostreidae. The transcript is spliced from 10 exons. The record is from RefSeq and is a predicted model, not a curated record.
UGAAUUGGCAACAGGUCAAAUAGCAAAACAAAGCUCCAUUUACUCUUGCACUUCUGAUAAUUGUCAUAACUUCGUGGCGGGAAACGCCAUAGAUGGUAACAUCAGUACCUGCAUGAGAGGGAAUGUUGUUCAAAAUUCAUUCGACUGGUGGCAAGUGGACCUCGGAAAUAUACACAGCGUGUACAUGAUACGGAUAUUGUUCAGAGAUUACGAGGAAUCCGGCGAUUAUGUGAAGAGACAAAGAGGACGGAUGGCUGGAUUCUCCCUGUAUUUAUCAAACACAUCAAAAAUUAAAGAUGGAUUACUUUGUUACAAAGAUGGACCUGGAUUACCUCCGUUGAAUUUCACCACCGAUUGUGUGGGAUUUGGUCGAUUCGUCACUUUUUACAACGAGCGAUGGUUAUCAAAGACUUAUCCAGAUGAUUACUUCUCUGUGUUGACUGAAUUAUGUGAAGUAAACGUUCAAGGUUGUAAUGCCUCGUAUAAGUAUGGUUCAGAAUGUAAUCUACCUUGCCCGAAGAAUUGUCAAGAUCGACAUUGUUACAUUACAAAUGGAACCUGCUUAGGAUGCAAUUCUGGAUGGACGGGAGAAACGUGCAAUAAAUCAUGUGCCCCUGGAUCAUAUGGAAUUGAGUGUAAACACCACUGCAAAGGACACUGUAUGAACAAUGUACCUUGUAAUCACACAACCGGUAAAUGUGACAGGGAGUGCGAGUAUGGAUGGUUUGGAAUAUAUUGUAACGAAGUUUGUCCUGUUGGAACAUACGAUGUACAUUGCCGGAAGAACUGUAGUGGAAAUUGUUGGAACGGUAGUAACUGUAAUGUUGUGACAGGGAAGUGUGAUUAUGGAUGUAGGCCAGGUUAUCUUGGAGAGUAUUGCAAAGAAGAGUGUUCACAAGGACUGUUCGGAAAUGCAUGUAACAAUAAUUGCAGUGGUCAAUGCUUACAUGUAAACAAUGAAACUUGCCAUCAUGUUGAUGGAGUUUGUCUUAAAGGAUGUAACAACGGAUUCCAUGGGAAAUUUUGCGACAGAAUUUGUCCUUCCGGUCAGUUUGGAUUCAAUUGCUCAAAAACCUGUUCCAGAAAUUGUAUGGACAACUGUUCGCAUACAGAAGGCUCAUGUACAUGCGCACCCGGUUGGAUGGGCUCCCCAAAUUGCACAACAAAAUGUGCAUCUGGGAUGUAUGGAAUAAACUGCCAGUUCACAUGCAGUGGACAUUGUGCACAUGAAAAAAUCUGUAGUAGAUUUGAUGGACAUUGUCCAAUGGGUUGUAAGUCACCAUAUGUUGGACUGACCUGUGACUAUACGAGCAAUGUACUCAGCAUAUCAGUUUCUAUAAGUUCAACAGGGGCUCUUGCAUGUGUUGUAUAUUUAAUCGUCAAAAGAUGUAUAUUCAACACAAACAAGAAACAAAGUAGUACUUCCACCCUAAAGGAAGAAUCAAAAGUGGAACAGUCAGGGGCAGAUACAAAUAAAGACAGAGUAUCUUAUCAGCAAUUGAGCGAAAUCGAGAACAAGAAUUAUGAAGAAUUGAAAAUUGAGGGAAAUCCUUACGUUGAGUUACCCUAAGUACCUGGAUAUAAACUUGAAGACAUACAAGCAAUUCCUUACAAGCUAUUUAAUACCUUAUAUAUUAUAGACAGUGUAAACUGAAUUUAAUUUUGUGUGUGAUUGUUAUAAUGCAUGUGUUCAGCAAACAAGUACUUUUAGGUACAUCUGUAGUAAAAAAGAUUACCCAUUGAAUACUGUUCGUUAUUUCUGUAAGUUUCAUCUUCAAGUACAUGUACCCAUUUUGUACAAACAAAGUUAAGUUGAUUAUUUCUAUUAUAAUACAUUUUAACUUAGCAAUUGUACAAGAAUACACGUCAAUCAAAUUACG